UAGGAGGCAGGAGACGGGGCGGAGUCGGACUGAAGGCUGGGAGAGGCACGGUGUCCAGCAUCGGGGUUCUCAGAGCUCUGGAUACACCCGGAGGGGAGCAGAGGGAGAUGUGGCAGCCAGCCAGCGAGAGACUACAGCACUUCCAGACCAUGCUAAAAUCCAAGCUGAACGUAUUAACCCUUCGUAAAGAGCCUCUCCCAGCUGUGAUUUUCCAUGAACCAGACGGCAUUGAGCUGUGUACUACAACUCCUCUCAUGAAGACUCGAACGCAUGCAGGAUGCAAGGUCAUAUAUCUGGGCAAAGUUUCCACCAAUGGACUUCAGUUUACAUCUGGGUGCACAGAACGGGCAGUGAUUGAGUUAUGGAAGAAGCACACGUUGACUCGCGAAGACAUUUUCCCCUCUAAUGCUCUCCUUGAAAUCCGCCCCUUCCAGGUACGACUCCAUCAUCAAGACCACAAAGGUGAAGCCACUGUCCACAUGGACACAUUCCAAGUGGCUAGAAUUGCCUACUGCACCGCGGAUCAUAAUGUGAGCCCCAAUAUUUUUGCAUGGGUGUAUAGGGAAAUAAAUGAUGAUCUGAGCUUCCAAAUGGAUUGUCAUGCAGUAGAGUGUGAGAGUAAGAUAGAGGCCAAGAAGCUGGCACAUGCCAUGAUGGUGGCCUUCAAGAAAACCUUCCAUAGCAUGAAGAGUGACGGCAGAAUCCACAAAGACAGUUCCUCUGAGGAAGUAUCUCAAGGAUUUGAGUCUGAUGAUGGCUGAAACUACUCACUUCCGGUUCCCGAAUAAGGCAUCAACAGUCUGGAGCAGCAGCAGCUGGUGACCGGUCUGUAUUGGGAAUGUAACCACAGAACGAUAACUGGCUAGCUUCCUACAGAGCAACGCAGCACCCAUAGAGGUGGAACUUUUGAAGUGUCUGUUACAAUGCUGCUUUCCCAAAAAAUGUGACAACACUUUCUCAUGUAUUCGUUAAUGCCUUUAAUUGGAGCUUGACUGUUUUAAAGGUUUACUCUGUUAAGUUGACUUGGAAAUCCAUUGAUCCGUUGCCAUUCCAGAAUGAGUGGAUGAGUAUUUUAGAUUGAACAACAAUCUCCUAUAUUCAGCACAGAUUCAGGAGCAAACCUCUUAUUAAAAGGAAAAAGAAAAAGAAACAAAAAAUGCUCUUUUAAACAGUUCAGAAGCCUAUUUUUAUUUACACAGUAUAUAUAGUAUAUAUUUUUAUUUUACCCAUUUUAUCAGUUUUUUUUAUCAUACAUGCAACCACUUAUCUACCUUUGUUUAUACUUAAUAAUCCUGGCAGGUUUUGGCAACAGGUAUCUUUGCUGUGUACAAAGGCUUUAGUUAAAUAUUGUUGUAUAGCAUAUUAGUAUGAAGUAAUUUCCAUCCCCUGAAAUAACUUCAAACCUUUAGUACUGAAGUAACAUUGAGCUGGUGGUCAUAUAUCCAUCCAGAAAUAAACCACGUGCACAGCCUGAAAUUGAUCUUUCACAGCAUAAACCUUCAUCAGAUGAAUCCAAGACUUAAACCCUGUACUAGAAGACUAUAAACAGAUUUGUCAUUUUACCACCAAUUGUAAAACCCUCUUAAACCUUGACAUGCUUUAUUGCCGUAAGCAGUUAUCAGUCCCUGUCUGUGUCAUACUCUCUGUCUGGAAGCUUUUUAUGAAUAGGACUUCCUUUUCUUAUAAAAUUGUACAUUGCCAUGCCAAGUCCUCCUGCCACUUUUCAUUGUCAGAGCCAGGAUUUAUACAAUGUACUCUUUUAGACAUGUUUCAAGUCCCAUCAUGCAUGUAAAAUGCCAUGAUCUCAAUAAUAACAAAAAUAAAGCAAUAGGAAAUGUGUAUCAGUGUAUUUGUACCUUCACUUUAACUUCAUAAUUUUGCUCUGGACUAUAUAUAUUAUUGAUAAAGUCACAAAUAUGGUUAUCCUAGGAUUACCCGGGUAAAACGGUUAUUACCCAAGUGACUGUGGGUAAAGCCCGAUGUAAGAUCAAAAAUCCCCUCAGAGUGCAUGCGCUUCGAGUCACUGCAUCAAACAUAUACACAAUGCACUGUAAUUUCCCCCAUCUUCACUAUCUUUAUGGCCUCCGCAUGGGGUGUUCAAAGGGGGCAAGGUCCCCCCUAAUAAACCUCAUUCCCCAAGGUUCACUUGUGGGUGGAUGUCAGAGGUUCUGUGGGGCGCCUACCUUGAACCCCCCAGGCAGAGGCAAAAGAAAUAGUGUAGAUUGGGGAAUUACAGUAUAUUAGGCUUUACCCACAGCCACUUGGGUAAUGUCAGUUUUACCCGGGUAAUCCUAGGAUUACCCAGAUAUCUUACUUUACCCGUAACAUAUAUAUUCCAAAUAUAAAUAAAUAUAUAUAUAUAUAUAUUAUUUUAUUUUUUUAUUGGUAGCUAAUUUACUAGUUACUGAUUUGGAGACAUAAUGAUGUGAAAUGGUUAAAUUAAAAGUUCACAGAGCAUUUUGACAAUUUGGUAGAAGAGACACGUGUAAUCUAGUAUUAAUCUGUGUAUAUAAGGUGCAGAAAUAAAGCUAUUGCCUGCUAUCUAGCAGUUUCAGCUUUGUGAGAACUUUUCCCAUGUGUAAUAUCUUAAGCCUCCGUUAAUAUAUUUAGUGAACAAAAACUGGAUCAAUUUUACAAUUGCUGUGUUAUUCCGUUAGACUUCUUCCAUUUUGAAUUAAACGUUCCAGUUCUCUGAGAUACCAGUACUUAUGUUUGUAGGGUGAUUACAUAGUGUGUCAACGGUUAAAAAAAAAAAGUGUAACACUCUUUUAAUGGGGGUCUUCAACUUCAACCCUUAGAACCCAAUAACAGGGCAUAUUUGUAGGAUUAUCUUGGAUGUAAAUAGGUUAUUUAAAGUCACAAAGAAGGCAGGAUCCAGCUUGUAUGAAAUAAAAUCCAUGGUUUAUUAGGCAUAAUUAAAACACCUUGUAGGUUAUUUAACCACAAUGUUCUAAACAGGUGGUUAUAUCACCAGUACCGUAAGAUACCUCAGGCCUGUUAAUAGGUCCUGAUAAAUGGAAUUGAAGAUCUUUGGAUACUGUACAGCAAUAGUGCAAAAUACGUUCAGCCUGCCUGUCAUACUGCAGUGCUAACUUGUUAAUUGUUCACAAAUUUCUUAAUGUAGUCAUCAUCCAGUAAGGUUACACUUCUAGCAUCUGUUGCCAUCAGUAAGAACAGGGCUGUCCAACUAGGAGUUGUAAGCUCCAUCUUGUCCACAAGAAUAUUUUUUUUUCUUUGUAUCCCAUCGAUCGCCAAAUAGCGUUUGUUCAAACCUCUCUAAUCAUUCUGUAUCAGGUAAGUUAGUGGCAAAAAUAUAAAGAUAUAUAUAUAUAUAUAUAUAUAUAUAUAUAUAUAUUUUUUUUUUUUUUUUUUAAAACGCACACAAAAAAAAGAGCAAUUUCCUUAAAGGGACAGUAAAGUCACAAAAAAUAGUUCAUAAUUUAAAUAGGGCAUGUAAUUUUAAACAACUUUCCAAUUUACCUUUAUUACCAAUUUUGCUUUGUUCUCUUGGUAUUUUUAGUUGAAAGCUAAAUCUAGAAGGUUCAUGUGCUAAUUUCUUAGACCUUGAAGACUGCCUCUAAUCGGAAAGCAUUUUGACAGUUUUUCACCACUAGAGGGCGUUAGUUCAUGUGUUUCAUAUAGAUAACAUUGAGCUCCGGCACGUGAAGCUCCUAAGAGCAAGCACUAAUUGGCUAAAAAUGCAUGUCUGUCAAAAGAACUGAAAUAAGGGGGCAGUUUGCAGAGGCAUAGAUACAAGGUAAUCACAGAGGUAAAAAGUAUAUUAUUAUAACUGUUGGUUAUGCAAAAUUGGGGAAUGGGUAAUAGAGGGAUUAUCUACCUUUUUAAACAACAAAAAUUCUGGUGUUUACUGUCCCUUUAAAUUCCUGUCAGACCAUUAGAUUUAAAGGAAUAUUAUACUUAAAACAUAAAUAAUAAUUAUAUGACAGAGCUCUAUUUAAAUGUGUUAAAAUGGAAAGGUUGGCGCUGCGGAAUCUGUUGGCGCUCUACAAAUACCUGAUGAUGAUGAUGAUGAUGAUGAUGAUGAUGAUGAUAAUAAAAAUAAAAGGUUAAAGCAGUGGUUAUCAAACUUUUUGAUUAGUGGCGCACUGUAAAACAUUUGAUAAGUUGUUCAUGGUACAGAUAUAGCGUAAGAGACUGUUCAGUUUACUUUGUUCUCUUUGCAUACCUUAGUAGGCUCAUGAGAAGCAAUGCACUACUGGGAGCUAGCUGGUCAUUUGUUACUACACGUAUAUGUCUCUUGUCAUUAGCUAAUGUUUUCAGCUAGUUUCUAGUAGUUUGUUGCUGCUCUGGGGUUAAAUAUAGUUACAUACAAACAAUGGUGCAACAAAAUUUUUUUGUUUUGCACUAUUUAUGUCACUUUAAAGGGAUGUUUCAUUGUUGUAAGAAAAAAAGCACUAAGCUGUGUCUUAUACUUAAUAGAAAUAAUUGCAAUAUGUAUUAUUCAUCUAUUGAAAUGGAUUUUAACUUUUCUUUAUUUUUUCCUCUACAUUUGUGCAGUGUCCUUUACUUCUUGUCACAUCCUUACAAGGAGGAGGGGCUUCUGCAGAAAGGUUUAUCUUAGCCUGAUGUCAGAAAACUUCUAGACUGGUUACUAUUAAGUGAAUAGACUGAUAACAGGGAGUCAGACUUGCUCAGGCCUAGAUCAGUCAGAAAGUAACCUAAGUUUCAAUAUGUCAGCUCCCAUAUUACACUGGGGGCAGGGACUACACUGAGAAUUUCUUAGUGCUCAUAAUGCAAGAAAACAAGUACAUUGUUUGUUGUUUUUUACACAAUCGUCUUUUUUUUUUUUUUUUUUUUUUUAGUUUACUUCGGUAAAAACAAAUAUGUUAAAUCAAAGGAGCACUUUUUAAUAUCCCUUUAAGUUAAACCUAUCUUGUUCACAACAGCAAAAAGUGUACUGAUUUGUGGGUUUAAAAGGUGGCUAAAUAGCUAUAUUUGUGGACAGUUAACACACAUAAGCAUAUAUAUAAUGCCCUUUUUUUAGAUGCAACCAAUAAAGUCUCUUUAAAUAUAUGACCAUCCACAAAAAACGUUAACAAUGAUCUGAAUGCAUGAAAAUCCAUGCAGAGAUUUAUAGCAAAAAUGAAUAGAAUCAUUCUAAACAAUUUAGACAAAGGCAAGCUGGAUUGUGGAACUAGAUAUCCACUGCUGGCUGAUAUAGAGGACUUGAAGACUCCCAUUAACAUCUUUAUGUCUUUGUUGCAGUAUUUUUUUUUUGUGUGCGACUCUCGCUUGACACUUGCUUUACAAUAAAAAUUGCAUUCAUUUUUUUAACUUUUUUUUUUAAUUAGACUUCCAUAAACGUGAAGUAAAGUCUGAUGCAUUAGAAUAUAUAAGCUUCUGUACAUAGACAAUUUUAUGAAAUUAUAUUCCUUAAUAUGAUGUAUGUUUUGUUUUUUUCUCCAAAUGUUUAAUUGGUCACUGUGAAUGUGUCAAAGUUCUAUAUGCUGGAACGUUAGAUGACUUAUAUGUGUGUAACAUGGAAAAAUGUCUUCCCCACCCAAAAAUGAGCUAUUUUAUUUGUCAAUGACUGCUUUUUCAUAUAUAAUAAAAUGUAUUAUUUACAAAAGGUAAAAUAUAGACCUACUAUUUACCAUAA
Molecule: messenger RNA, 5620 nt
Organism: Bombina bombina (fire-bellied toad)
Lineage: Eukaryota; Metazoa; Chordata; Amphibia; Anura; Bombinatoridae
Gene: PID1
Product: phosphotyrosine interaction domain containing 1
Exons: 3
Coding region: 108-761 (217 amino acids)
Biological process (GO): regulation of reactive oxygen species metabolic process; negative regulation of D-glucose import across plasma membrane; regulation of cell population proliferation
Cellular component (GO): cytoplasm
Source: RefSeq, a predicted model, not a curated record